Messenger RNA from Dunckerocampus dactyliophorus (ringed pipefish), 2133 nucleotides. It is a transcript of the gene mfap1, whose product is annotated as microfibril associated protein 1. Gene Ontology annotation, biological process: mRNA splicing, via spliceosome. Gene Ontology annotation, cellular component: U2-type spliceosomal complex. The record is from RefSeq and is a predicted model, not a curated record. The coding region runs from base 107 to 1438 and encodes 443 amino acids. NCBI's taxonomy places the organism in Eukaryota, Metazoa, Chordata, Actinopteri, Syngnathiformes, Syngnathidae. Gene Ontology annotation, molecular function: RNA binding. The transcript has 8 exons.
UUGACUGAGACUGGGCUUGUGGUCUUUUGGUUUUCGUGUGUGAACAAUUGGCAACGCCAGUGAAAUCCGACAUUUAUAUUUAUUUUGAGUUCACUACCGGGCAGCCAUGUCCACCCACGAUUCGGCGAACAUGAAGCUUCCACCGAUCCAGUCCACGGCCGGAGCCGUGCCUGUCCGGAAUGAGAAAGGUGAGAUCUCUAUGGAGAAGGUGAAGGUGAAGAGAUACGUGUCAGGUAAACGUCCAGACUAUGCACCGAUGGAGUCAUCGGAUGAGGAGGAAGAGGACUUCCAGUUUGUUAAGAAGGGAAAAGAAAUGGAGCCUGAGAUGGAACUGGAGGAGGAGGAUGUCGUCUCCGACCCACGUUUAAAGCGUUUGCUCAACCGUGUCUCUGAGGAUGUGGAGGAGAGGUUGGCGAGACAUCGACAGAUCGUAGAGCCUGAAGUUGUGGAAGAGAGCAGCGAAGACUCGGAUGAAGGGACGUGGCAUCCUCAACGUGAGGAGAGCAGUGAGGAUGAAGAGGAAGAAGAAGAGGAAGAAGUUGAUGAUGAGGAAAUUGAGAGGCGACGAGCAAUGAUGCGGCAGCGGGCUCUGGAACGCAAGACCGACGAGAUGGAAGUCAUGGAGGUGGAGGAGGAAGGGAAGUCUGGGGAGGAAUCGGAGUCUGAGUCUGAAUAUGAGGAGUAUACAGAUAGUGAAGAUGAAGCAGAGCCACGACUCAAACCAGUUUUCAUCCGCAAAAAGGACAGAGUGACCGUAGCCGAGCGAGAAGCAGAGCAGCAGAAGCAGAGGGAGCUGGAGGCCGAGGCCAAGAGACAGCAGGAGGAGCGGCGGCGUUACACCCUCAAGAUAGUCGAAGAGGAGGCUAAGAAGGAGUUCGAGGAGAACCGCCGCACGCUCGCCGCUUUGGAUGCCCUCGACACCGACGGCGAGAAUGAGGAGGAGGAGUACGAGGCCUGGAAAGUCCGUGAACUGAAACGUAUCAAGAAGGACAGGGAAGCUCGAGAAAUGAUGGAGAAGGAAAAGGCUGAAAUAGAUAGAUUCCAUAACAUGAAAGAUGAGGAACGCAGGGCUGAGCUCCGCAACAACGGCAAAAUGAUCACCAACAAAGCAUCCAAAGGCAAAUAUAAGUUCCUUCAGAAGUACUACCACAGAGGAGCCUUCUUUAUGGACGGGGAGGAAGACGUGUACAAGAGAGAUUUCAGUGCACCGACUCUGGAGGAUCACUUCAACAAGACCAUUUUGCCCAAAGUCAUGCAGGUCAAAAACUUUGGGCGGUCUGGACGAACCAAGUACACCCACCUGGUGGACCAAGACACCACGUCCUUUGACUCGGCGUGGGCUCAGGAGACCGCUCAGAACAGCAAAUUCUUCAAGCAGAAGGCAGCAGGCGUAAGAGACGUGUUUGAACGGCCCAUGGUGAAGAGGAAGAAGACAUGAGAUGUGCGUGCAGUCGUGCACCGCUCCCUCCGAUGGACUGUAUUUUAUUUACAAAAUGUGACCUACACUCAUCCUGGGAAUGAAUAUCAUAUCAUCUUUGGGCGCUUAAUGAUUUAUUUGAACCAUUCUUUUUGUGGGGUGGAAUGAUCAUACAACAUCAAGAUUUUCAAUGAUUUUGAAAGAGAAGAUUUAGGUCUCUGACCCUGUGAAAAUUAGAACAAGUCCUAAAAAUGAAUGCAAAUUAGUUUUUUUUCUCCCCUUUCAUUCAACUUGUUGAAAAUGUGUGUUAUAUAAUCAUUCCAUUCUGGAAAAAGGACACUCGAGCCCACGAUGAGUGUAUGUCACCGUCUGACCGCAACUGUAAAUAAACAGACAGAAUCUGUUUGGAUCUUUUCGAUCCAUGUUAAAGACUGGAGUUCAGACAUUGUUCAAGAUGUUUGAAGAAUGAUCGUAAAUGUGAGUUGAAAUAGUUUUCUCCUGUAUUUUGAUUAGUCCAUCGUCUCUGAUGAAACAAGCGCAAAAUUGUCAAUCCUGUUGCCAUUUGAACCAGACAGACAGAUGGACAUUGUACAGAACAUUUUUUUAUAUUUGUACUUAAUACACAGGUGCACCUCAAGAAAUGACAAUAUUGUGAGGAAAAAAAAGUUAAAACUCCUAAUCAGGGUGAUUAAAAAGCAACUCCCUAUUUUAAAAUA